Molecule: messenger RNA, 2087 nt
Organism: Loa loa (African eye worm)
Lineage: Eukaryota; Metazoa; Nematoda; Chromadorea; Rhabditida; Onchocercidae
Exons: 17
Coding region: 123-2087 (654 amino acids)
Source: RefSeq, a predicted model, not a curated record
UUUAGAUCACGGUGUAGGCCGGAGUUCGUUGUGGGGUAUCCGGAAGGUUGGCUGCCUUUUUCGAUACGUCGUUCUGGUAUUGCAAAAGAAGCGUUUUUCACCUCUUUCUAUUGAGGAAUUAAAUGGUAGUGUCAUCGGGCAAGUACCAUAAACGUUGGGUUAGUGCUGGUAAUGAUUGUAGCUCAACGACAGUUAAGCGUCGCGAAAAUGUCACAAGAGUUAUCGCACCGCAUACUUAUGGUACCAGUUGGAAUUCGGUGCGCUGGAACAAACCAUUAGAAAGUGAUGGAACUGCUGGUGAUGGAUACUGGAGUCGAUCUAUGCCUUUUUCCGAAUCACUAUCAAAGGGUUAUGAUACCAAAUCGUCUUACUCGAUGCCCCCAUUAGGACGUUUUGACACACAGUCUGCUAGCAAAAACAACAUCGAAUUGAAGAACUCCGGUCCGUAUAUAAGGGAGCGUUCUGCACGUUUUGGAGACUCUGUGUUAUCACUGAUGAAUAAUAAAACACCAAAUAGGACAUCGCCUCGACUUCCUUGGCUCUUUGAUAACCUGAAAAAUCGAAAGAAUACAACAUACAAUAAGUCUAUAAGAAAUGCACGAGAAAAUGCCGUCAUCGUCAAUAGCAGAUGGACAUUGCCUUCAUCCUCCGCAGUUCGGUCGUUUCAGUCAGAAGUACGAAAUACAGUUCUCGUAUCAUCAUCAUCAUCAUCAACUUCAACAUCACUUUACAAUAGAUCUUUCUUAAGCAAUAUGUCGCAGACGGUCAUUAGCAAUCAUGGAAACGUAGCGCUCAGAACGGACCGUCCAUGGCGCCGUCGCAUGGCUGACGCUGCGCGUUUGCGCAUUGUUCACGGAGAUGAGAUUGGUGGUGCAGUAUGUUCAACACUUGCAACAAUACGAGCACGUCGUAACAGUAUACCAAACGGACGUAACUUUACCAAUAACAACGGCGAUGAAUUACGUAGUUCACUUAACGCGUUGAAGAACUAUAUAGAUGAACAAACUACGCAGCAUACUCCCAUUCGUGGUUUCUACUCUACCCGGUGGAACUCGGGACGAUUUUCAGAAUACAUGUCAAGAAGCUAUUCCCCGGUUCGACCAAAAUCAAGCGCAUAUACUACGAAGUUCUCUAAAUAUACUUCUAUUUCUACAGAUAUGUUGUUAAGACCGUUGCGCUCUUCGUGGCAAUCUAAUACUUUGGAUAAAAAUGUUAAAUCAUAUAUAUUAGAUGAAGUUGUUCGCAAUUCACCGAUACCGACGAAUAUUUGUGAACGCGAAUUAACUGGUCCAUUAUUACCCAGCAAAGAGAGAACACUCCGUCAUCAGUCGCAGCAGCGCAAAUUAGGAGUAGAAUCAAAUUCUUCAUCCGACACUGAACGAUGGACUGAGGUACGUAAACGGAGGUUACGGAAACGACUUAAGAAGAAAUUUAAUGAUGAAGGCAGAUCUGAGAAUAAACAGUUACUGACGAGUGCAGAAAAAGGAAUGAUGACAACUGAUAAAGAGAUAAGUUUGAAAACUGAUAUUCGAAAGGACAGUGUUGCUAAGGAGAAGGCAAUGAAACGUGGUCAGAUCUUGGACAGUUCUGAGACAUCAUCUUUGAUUGCUUUUCCGACAACAUACGGUGAGGGAUCAGAACUGAGAAUAAUAACCAAAGAAUGCGAUAAAGCACAAUUUGAAAAAGCUGAUAAGGAGAGGGAAGACAAGCUGAUGAAAGAGUUACAUUCGUUUACAAAGAUAAAAUCAGGACAGAAAUGCGAUAACGUAACACUCGAAACAAAUUAUAUCAAUCACAAAAAGGAGGUGAAGCAUGUAACUACUAAAAGAAAGAAAGGCAAUAAAUGUACGGAAUGUAAAGACAAACCGACGGAAGUGCCAAAUAUCGACGUACAGCAGGCAGAUCGGAGAGAAAAGUCUUGUUCGGAUCAGCUUCUGUCGCUGCGACCGAUACCGCCGAUAACCCUUUCGUCACCUAACAACUCACGCAAAAAUACAAUCAUGGCCACACUAAUGGGCAAUCUCUUCGAAGCAAGCAGGAAACGAUAUGAUGUUGACGUGGCUGAUUUCAAUUCUUCAGGUUUAUAA